Molecule: messenger RNA, 705 nt
Organism: Camellia sinensis
Lineage: Eukaryota; Viridiplantae; Streptophyta; Magnoliopsida; Ericales; Theaceae
Source: RefSeq, a predicted model, not a curated record
AUGAAGAUGAAACUGCCAACGUUCUUGAGUGGAAUUGAACCGUUGAAAGCAGAAACAUGGUUGCUCGAGAUGGAAAAACUGUUUGAAGUAUUUCCCUAUACCGAGACUCAGAAAGUUUUAUUGGUCACAUAUACUCUCAAAGACGAAGCUCGGAGAUGGUGGUUACUGAUUCAGAAUACCAAUGGAAAUAUGACGUGGGCUCGAUUCAAUGAGAUCUUUUAUGAAAAAUAUAUUUCUCAAUGUUUUUGGGACCGAAAAGUGUCCGAAUUCCAAGAACUUAAGCAAGACAGAAUGUCUGUAGCUGAGUAUGAGGCAAAGUUCACUAAAUUAGUUAGAUUUGCUCCUCAUAUGGUGGACACAAACUACAAGAAAACCCAUAAAUUUGAAGGAGGAUUGGACUUAGACAUAUUUGAUCGAGUUGGUGUAUUAAAGUUGCCAACAUAUGUGCAAGUUCUUGACAGAUCCUUAAUGGCAGAAGCCACUGUAGCCGCUAAGAGACAAAGUAAGGCCCCAGCAACAACAAUAACUGAUUGGAGAAGAAAAAGGUCUGGGUGUGGUUUCAGAAAAGGCUGUUCUCAUAUAAGUAAAAAGCAGAAUACGGGGUCUACAAGCAACUCGAGUCAGAGCAGUGGGUCUAUUCUGAUUUUUCUUGAUUGUGGAAGGCAUAGGGGUGUAUGCUAUCGAGCAUCCGGUGCUUGUUUCUGA